AAGUUAAAAGUAAAAAGCAAUGUUAACAAAGUUUAAACAAAUUAAACUAAAUAAACAAAUAAAAUAAAUUAAAUAAAUUAAUAAAUAAACAAUUAAAUUAAAUAUAUUUAAUUAAAACAAACGCGCUUCGCGAUCCGAUUACUCUCACGCGCAAACUAAACUAAACUCGUUCGUCAAUAGACAAAUUAUUUGUUAUAAAUUGUCUCCGGCCGCAAAGUAUUAAACCGCGACAACUAAUAACAUUCAGUGGUCUAAAGAAAACGAAAAAUAAAACAGUAAUUGUGCAACCGCGAAAAGACGCCGCCUCAACCAAAGGAAAGGAGAAGAGAAGAAAGGAAGAAAGUACACCUGGAGAAAUUUUAGAAGAGAAGGAGGAAUUCCAAAGCAAAGCAACGAUAAACUGGAGAACACAUUUAAAUAAAAAAAUCCAGGGUAUUUAUACCACCACAUUUAUCGUUUAAAUUUUUUAAAUUUUUUAAAUAUAAUAAAAAAUAUAAAAUAAUGUCCAGUUCUGACCACCUUUUCUCGGAAGAUGAGGUACUCUCAAUUACCUCUAGCGAGCGAUCUUCCCCUAUUCAUGUUAAUAUUUCGCCUAUGUCUCACGGGUCCGGCAAUUCCCUGGUUAAUUCCGUCAAUAUUAACCAGAAGAAAUUGCCUGCAAAUCAAAAGAAAAGCCCAAUUAACUCUUCUUGGGUAGCCUUUAAUUUCUUUAAUUCCCUUUCUCUAAAUAUGAAAGAGAAUAUAAACGCUAAAAAUGCCCAAAGAGACCCCCUCUCGAUCACCAAUACUGCUGCAGCCAAUGUUGGCGCCAAAAGCAGCAUCUCGAAGGGGAAAUCGCCAUCUUCUCCUCCACUCUCUUCACAAAUACACAAGCGAAAUUCACUCCCCACAAUGACUCACACAAACACAGCCGCACUCACAAACACCGACGCUACUCAAAGAGAGUUCAAAUCCACCACAGCGACCUGCACUAAUGCAGCUGCAGCCACUAAUACGGACACAGAAUUAAGAGGCGCCAAACCGAGCGACGCUAUGGGAAAUUUCCCCUCUCUCCCACACACCGACACCGCAGAGAAAAAUCUCAGCUCAUCCACCAAAAUUGGACGUAAUGCUUCUUCCCCUCCUUCUUAUACACACAUACAAAUAAAUAAAGCCGCCGAAACAAAUUUAGAAAGCUGCUCUAAAUCUCCCGCGCUUGCCAAUUCAAAAACUCAACCCAACAAAGCCAAUGAUAUUGACAGUGGUGAAAUUGCUCCACCACUUAUACAAUUUAACGAAAGCAAGCAGGAGGAAAGACCAAGUACAACUGCCAAAGCUUUCUGGUCUAUUUUUAACCCUAAACCGGACACUUCUAAACUCAGCCUAAGCAAAAAACCCACCAUUCGCUCUGUAAAUACUGGGAAAAGAAGCAUUUCCCCUCAUCAAAGGAGUGCUUCUUUACGCCCUGAUGCUCAAGGUGAUUUAAAAAUAAAAUCCAACAACAGAUCCAUGCCCACAGUGGUGAAUUUAACAACAGCUCGUACCCUUAGUCGGCCUGCUGCCAAGCGGGACUUAUUUAAAUCUCCGUCCAGGAGCCCAGACGAGCAGCUCAUGAGUUUCUCGGAAAUGGCUGCUGGAACUGGUCCAAUCUUUGUGGCACCCACAGUUCCGGCUCCUCUAACGAAAACUCCGGCCAAGAGGACAAACGAUGAUUUGGACUGCUCCAGUUUCAGGACGCCAAAUAAACGAUUAUGCGUGACCUCCAAUUUCAAAUCUCCCAGCAUUUUUCCACCCCUCACCACACCCGUUUUCCAAAGUAAGGCAGCCAAAUCUGUAUAUGAGGAAUCCAAAACCAGGAAUCGACUCUCACACCAGCCGUUACCCUGCAGCACCAAUGCUCCUGCUCGCAGUGCAACGACGGCACCCCCUCAAAAUACAGAUGCUGAGCUGCCACCUUGGAAACUGGUGCCACUAAGCUGCAGAGCGCCACCCAUACUCGUUGACGACGUCAAAGAAAUUGUCCCGCUCCUGGAAAAGUUAAACUAUACAGCAGGAGUAUCCAGCUACACUACCAGGGCAACUGAAGGGAACGGGGUCAGGAUCCAGGCCAAGGACAUGACCGCCUACCACAAAAUCAAAGAUGUCCUUAUAGCAAACGGCUUUCCCCUAUUCACCAACCAGCCAAAGUCCGAGAGGGGCUUCCGAGUAGUAAUCAGACAUCUCCACCACUCCACUCCAUGCUCGUGGAUUGUCAAGGAGUUGCUGACGCUCGGAUUCACAGCUCGCUUCGUCAGAAAUAUGACGAACCCGGCUACAGGUGGGCCCAUGCGCAUGUUUGAAGUUGAGAUCGUCAUGGCCAAGGACGGCAGUCAUGACAAAAUUAUCUCACUCAAACAAAUCGGUGGGCAAAGAGUGGAUAUUGAAAGGAAAAACAGGACACGGGAGCCGGUCCAGUGCUACAGAUGCCAGGGCUUCAGGCAUGCCAAGAACUCAUGCAUGAGGCCACCAAGAUGCAUGAAAUGCGCUGGCGACCACCUGUCAUCCUGUUGCACCAAGCCAAGAACCACCCCUGCUACCUGCGUCAACUGCUCUGGAGAGCAUAUUAGUGCAUACAAAGGAUGCCCCGUUUACAAGGCCGAAAAACAAAAGCUUGCGGCAAACAACAUUGACACAAAUAAAAUACGUACAAUUAAAGACGCAACCAAUAACUUUUAUAGACGUCAAGGCCCUCCUCCACGCAAUAACACCCCUCGGCUGCCACACAGCUCAGCAAUCCUGAACAGAUCAAUCGCUGAAGCCCGCCAGGAAGCAGCCAGAAAGUCGAUGUUAAAUCCUUUCCGACAAAAUAUGAACGACAAAAGGCCACGUUUCUCCUCCCAUGACUCUGCCAUUCAGAUGCGGCUGAAUAAAUGGCGCCGAAACACAAACAAGAUACCCAAAAAGGGUAGGACAACUUCAAAAAACAACGCAAAGCCAAGACUGGUAUCCAAGACAAGCAACCCAGCGCAAAGACAUCUGGAAAAUUACCAGGACAUGCUCCGAAAGCAAAGGAGUGAAGAAAAUUACCAGGAACCUGAAAAAGGUACUUCAAAUCCCAUGCAAGUUAACAACGACAGCCCUCCCACCACCAGCAGAGCUGCCAGAGCUAGCUUCAAACCAAGAUUUAUUGAUGAAGCCAUGCAAUCGCCAAGAAAUUCCAAUCCUAACUCGCAAAAAGACUUCUUGGACGGUCCCACAACUAUCUUAGCAAACAGAGUCGACAACUUAGAAAAGAAAAUUGACAUUUUAAUGGCCUUAAUCACUCAAGGAAUAAACAAUAAGCUGGACAUGGACACAUCCAAUUAAAUCUACAUCUACUUAUUUCUAUUUAAAUAAUAUAUCUAUCCGAUGGAAAAGCGCACGUCUGUCUGCUUACAAAUUCUUCCACUGUCAUCACCUUCCUCGACGCAGCCUAAUUUAUCUGGAAUAAUAAUUCAAUUAGUGGAUGCACAAAAAUAAUAAACAAUACUCUCACCUCAACGCGCCUGGAUAAACAAGCCCAAGACAACGCAUUCCAGCUGAUCCUGACGAAACGAGGCGGAGAAAAUCAACCAGGACAUAAAAGAUGAAUCGGUAGAUCGAAAUGAAAAGGAUUAAUGUGGCAGAAACAUGAUGAAUAAAAGGCGACUCGCUGCAGCAAUUUAUGCACAACGUCACUUACCUGAACUUUCUUGCCACACGUUUCCCGAUUAGUAUCUCUUAUCACCGAUGCAAUCUACUUGCAGUGCUGCACUGCAAUAGACGGGCCAUAUAAGCUGCCUACGCUUCGCUCAGGGCACUUAGCGCGGAGCUGCAGAAUCUAUCCAUCCGCUACUCUUAAAUUCCCUCAGAUCGACGAGCGCCUACACUAGAGACGCCAAAACCUGAAAACAAAACAAUAACCCAAUAAGAAAAUAAACAAAGCCAAACAAAUAAAGCACUUACCUCAACAAACACAGCCAACUGGUGAUCCAACGCAACCAAAAAGAGAAGACGAGCCCUGCAAAGAAAAAACAAAA
Messenger RNA from Drosophila simulans, 4016 nucleotides. RefSeq lists its product as uncharacterized. NCBI's taxonomy places the organism in Eukaryota, Metazoa, Arthropoda, Insecta, Diptera, Drosophilidae. The transcript has 2 exons. Bases 502 to 3324 code for a protein of 940 amino acids. The record is from RefSeq and is a predicted model, not a curated record.